Molecule: messenger RNA, 1029 nt
Organism: Mesorhabditis belari
Lineage: Eukaryota; Metazoa; Nematoda; Chromadorea; Rhabditida; Rhabditidae
Source: the annotation of a GenBank genome assembly
AUGGUGGGCACAGUUCGUUUCGAUGUUUGCCUCUCCGAUGGCUCUUUUCAUUCAAUUGAACUUCUCCCGGUCUCUAUUCUCAGCUUCGAUUUCUUUCAAUCCGAGCUUCUGUGUCUUUUUCACGAAUUCGAUCGGGUCGAAUAUGAGGACGAGGAUGGAGACCGAAUCGUUGUCAAAUCCGAUGAGCACUUGAAAAUUCUUCUCCACGAAUUGCAACCGAUUCGAAUCUGGUUGAUAAAAGACGAGCGAUCACUUUCCGAUCUUCCACUGAUCAUGCCUCACGAGUUAGAAAAUCUACAAGUGAUCUCAAAUGGGCAAUUCGGAACCGUUUACAAAUCCCUUUUAAUCAGUCGAGAUCUCAUUGUUGCUGUGAAAUGUGUACAUUUUCGGGAUGAUGCCGAUCAUCGAGAAGAUCUUCUCAAAGAGUUGCACGUUUUGGGAAAAUGUUGCCGAUCCGAGUACAUUGUCGAAUUGAUCGGUGCGAUGGUCAAUGGGAACACGCUUUCAAUCGUGCUUGAAUAUAUGGAUUGUGGAGCGGUAGCUGCGUACAUCCCUCUGCCUCCAAAUGUCCUUCCUGGGAUUUGUAUGAGCAUUCUUGAGGGAGUCUCUUUCUUAGCUUCUGUUAACAUCAUGCAUAGAGAUCUAAAACCCGAGAAUUGUGUGGCUGACUCGAGUGGACAUGUGAAAUUGACCGAUUUCGGAGUGUCAAAGCUAAUGGAAGGUUCUGUAGCCAACAGUAUUGUUGGUACUUCAGCCUACAUGGCACCAGAGAGGAUACAUGGAGGAGAAUACAAAAUCGAAUCUGAAAUCUGGAGCAUGGGUAUCACUUUUCUCGAGAUGGCCACCGGAUAUCAUCCGUUUUUACGACCAGGAGAGGAAUCGCUCACCGGUAUCCAUGGAAUAUUGCAAAGAAUUCUCCAAACAGACUGUGAAAUCGAUCCCUCGAUCACCAAACAAUAUGGAGUCGAUUUUGUCGAUAUGGCUUUGAAAUGGUAUCAUUUUUUAAGCGAUCUUUUGUUUCACUUACAA